CCAGUAUGUAGAGUCAUCAUCGUUGUCGUCGUCUUCUCGGUCGCGUCCCUCGCGAAACACAUCGCGGUCCCGGGACCCGCUGGCUUGGAUGGCCGCCGCCAGGCGAGGCGACGUGCCCGCGUCCCGUUCGCAAGUGCAGCAGCAGCAGCCGCCGCAGCAGCUGGACGACCUCGUCAACUUGGACUCCGCCUUGGACGACGACGAGUUCUCGGGCAGCUCGACCGCCGACAUCCUGAACUCCCCGCCUCCGCCCUACUACCGCAUCCAGGACCCUCCCAACAUCCGCUGCAAGCGCUGCCGCUCCCUCGGCGCUUCGCGGGAUCCGCCGGCCUUCUGGAGACUCGUCGGCAUCGCCGCCAUGACGGUGGGGGCCAUAGCGCUCUGCUUCCUCUUCGUCGCCUGGUACAGGGCCGACGCGGCCGUCACGACGGAGGCGACCCGCCGCGCGCCGCAGGCCAGGUCCGGACGCGAAGGAGGAGGCCCCGGCGGCCGGGGCGGGCAGUCGUGGCGCGACCGCGCAGGGUCCACGUCUCCUGGCGCCGACUGCGCCGGGUGCGUCGAGGGCAGCCGCUGCCGCCGUCUGGAGGACGGCUCGCUGGCGUGCACCAAGAGCUGCCUGGCCGAGGAGUGGCCCUGCCGGUCGGGCCUGUGCGUGUCCAAGCACUCCCGGUGCGACGGGCUCGCCGACUGCGACGACCUGAGCGACGAGACCGGCUGCCCGUGCGACGAGGACGUCAACUUCCGCUGCGGCCUGAACACGUCGUGCCUGCCGCUGGACCGGCGGUGCGACGGCCGCGCCGACUGCUGGGACAUCGCGGACGAGGUUCACUGCCCCGUCGAGGAGUGCCCGCCGGGAGACCCCAAGGCCUACCACUGCCACUCGUGGCACUGCAUCCCCUCCGAGCUUUUGUGCGACGGCCAGGACGACUGCGACGACGGUAGCGACGAAGGAGGCUGUCCCGCCGACGUGACCCCCUCCUAGGAAUGAGCGUGCUUCGCUAUGUAGCGCGAAAUAGUUUUUUUUUUUUCGGUUUGAAAAGCAGUGGGGUUGGCUUCAUCGAGGCCAUUUUCCACUUUGACCGUCUGCUUCUGCAACCGCAACUGCCGUCAUUGCUGGAAGGCUUUGACCGUGUGACGUUUCCGAUGCAAAACAUCGUUUCCCUUUCUUUCUCAGCUGUAAUUGUUCUGUUUUGUUUUUGCAUUCUUAGUGAAACACCAUGGUCUGGAUGCGACGUGGUGUAGUUCGUGAACCGGACUUGUCUUUAAAGAUUUCUUUCAAGUGUGA
This is a messenger RNA of Dermacentor albipictus, 1285 nucleotides long. Its product is annotated as low-density lipoprotein receptor-like. Gene Ontology annotation, cellular component: plasma membrane. NCBI's taxonomy places the organism in Eukaryota, Metazoa, Arthropoda, Arachnida, Ixodida, Ixodidae. Gene Ontology annotation, molecular function: protein binding. The record is from RefSeq and is a predicted model, not a curated record.